Erigeron canadensis is the source of this 1503-nucleotide messenger RNA. RefSeq names its product cytochrome P450 Tp4149-like. Gene Ontology annotation, molecular function: monooxygenase activity; heme binding; oxidoreductase activity, acting on paired donors, with incorporation or reduction of molecular oxygen. The transcript is spliced from 2 exons. NCBI's taxonomy places the organism in Eukaryota, Viridiplantae, Streptophyta, Magnoliopsida, Asterales, Asteraceae. The coding region runs from base 1 to 1503 and encodes 500 amino acids. The record is from RefSeq and is a predicted model, not a curated record.
AUGGUGAUCUGUUCCCAAACCUUUCCACUUUCUCUUUUUUUGAUAGGAACUUUGAUUAUUUUUGUUAGUUUUAAAUGGUUUUCACAAUCUAAAACAAAGAAAAACACACCACCAUCUCCACCAACACUUCCUAUAAUUGGAAACUUUCACCAACUUGGAUCGAGCCCACGUCGGGCUUUACGAGAUUUGUCUCAAAAAUAUGGUCCACUCAUGCUACUUCACCUUGGAAGCGUACCCACACUUAUCGCUUCCUCGGCUGAAGUAGCCCAAGAGAUCAUGAAAACGCAUGAUUUAGCGUUUUCUGAUCGACCAAGUUUAAGUAUUCCAGAUAUAUUGUUUUAUAAGUCUAAAGACAUAGCGUUUUCUCGUUAUGGAGAAUAUUGGAGGCAAUUAAAGAGUAUUGUAGUACUCCAUCUUCUAAGUAAUUCUCGAGUGAAGUCAUAUUCAAAAGUUAGAAAAGAAGAGACGAGUCGUGUGAUUGAUGCACUUGGAGAUAGCCCCGGUUCAUCGGUUGAUAUGAGUGCAUUGCUAGGGAUAUAUACAAGUAAUGUACUUUGUAGGGUUGCCUUUGGUAGGACAUAUGAAGGUUUAGGAUUUACAAACAAGUUGAAAAAAUUUGUAAAUAUGUUGGGUACUUUUUGUGUUGGUAGUUUUAUUCCUUGGUUGUCAUGGAUAGAUCGAUUAACCGGUCUAAAGGGGAAAGCAUAUGAAAUUUUUAACGAACUUGAUCGGUUCCUAGAAGGCGUUAUUAAAGAACAUCUACAUAAGAAAACAGGAGAGGCAGAUGAUCAAGGUGAAGAAACACAAGACUUUGUUGAUAUCUUAGCCGAUAUUCAAAGAGAAAACGCAACCGGUUUUAGCCUUAGCGAUGAUACCUUAAAAGCCGUCAUAAUGGACGUAUUUGUUGCUGGUUCUGAUACCGUAUUCUCAAGUUUAGAGUGGGCAAUAAGUGAGCUAAUAAAGCACCCAAGAGUAAUGAAAAAGUUACAAGAAGAAGUAACAAAGGUAGCACAAGGAAAGCCCAUGAUUCCGGAGGAAGAUUUAGACGAAAUGAAGUACCUUAAAUCCGUUGUGAAAGAGGCUUUGCGUUUGCACGCUCCGCUUCCAUUACUUCUAGCUAGAGAAGCAAGACAAGCCGUCAAUCUCAUGGGAUACGACGUUCCACCAAAAACACAAGUGGUCAUAAAUGCUUGGGCAAUUGCAAGAGACCCUGCCUCAUGGGAAGAACCCGAGGACUUUAAGCCAGAGAGGUUUUUGAACAGUACCGUUGACUAUAAAGGAAUUCACUACGAAUUUCUUCCAUUUGGCGCUGGUCGUAGAGGAUGCCCCGGUCUUUAUUUUGGCAUAACACUUAUUGAGGUCAUUUUAGCUAACAUUGUAUACAAAUACGACCUUACAUUACCAAAUGGAGUUAAAUCUGAGGAUUUGGACAUGACGGAGGCAGAUGGCAUCACGGUCCAAAGGAAGUUUCCUUUGUUGGUUGUGUCAAGUCCUCGGGUUUAA